AUGGGUUAUCAUGAACCCCUAUUCAACACGGAAAAUAAUGGUUAUCCUAUAUAUACCAGAACAGUUCAAUUAUAUUAUACUCAAACAGAUUAUAAAUCUUAUACAUUCGCUCUUGAAGCUGCAGAUCUUUUUAUCACGGAGCCACUAAAUGAUAAACUAAGAUACAGCGAAACAAUAAAAAUUUUAGGAACACUAAAAAGAAACGAUAAAAAAUCAACUGCUUAUCAAUUAAACAUAGAUGAAAAGAAUUACAAUUACCGCAAUGGUACUUAUCCAUUGGUAAUACCAGCAGAUGGUAGAAAACUUACAUUCCAAAAGUAUUCUUUUGUUGUAUUUCAUAAUGCAAAAUCAUUUACUGGACAACUUGAUGGAGUUGAAGUUCUCGGUGACACAGGCAAUUAUGUAUUCAAUUUCACAGAUAAAUUGGCUGCCUUUACGAUCAAAACAAAGGACAAUAAAUAUUCAAUUGCUAACAUAACAAUUUUUAGCUACGAUCAAUUUCCCAUUACUUAUGAAUCAAACAAUAUAGUUGUUGUGACUCAAUACACUCCAUAUAUCCAAGUCAGUAAAGUAUCGCGGUCAGAUUCAAAUUUAUUAAUAAUAGAUGAUCAAUUGAUCAAUUUCUUUGUAUUCUCAACCUAUCCAAUCAGAGUUGCUGGAUAUCACGACUAUAAUGAUCAGGGCUGUUAUAAAUUUAGCGCUGUGGAAAUUAGAGCCUAUCCAAACAUAUCAGAUUGGAACUCGACGAUAGCAAAUGUUGUUUAUGAUAGUAAUAUACCAGGAUUUGAUAGAGAGGGCUUGCUUUUCACUCGAGAAUAUCCUCCAAAAUACGGUAAAACAUAUAACCUUAAUGAUAAUUCUGAUAUUAAUGAUAUAUAUGGAGUGUUCAGAGGAUCUUAUUCAUAUAUGGACCUGCAUAAUGCAGUCAACAUCCCAAAUAACACUCAAAGCGUUUACAUUUACGGCACAAGAUACAAUGCAACUUCAAAGUCUGGAUCAUCUCCUGCAUCUAAAGUAGGUAUCAUCAUUGGUAUAUGCAUCCCAGUAAUUGUGAUUUUGAUUGUUAUUAUAGUUAUAGUUAUUUGUUGUAAGGGCAGACAUAAAUCACAGCGUCAGUCUUCGUCGUCACUUCCUAGCGAGAGUUCAAAAUCCAACAACAACAAUAAUAAUGUUGUUUAUAUUAUAGUAAAUGAAAAUCCAGAGCAACAACAACAAGAAGAACCUAAACCACAAGCACCCAAACAACAAGAAUCCAAACCACAGAAAUCACACAGUCAACGUAGGAAUAGCAGACAACAACAGGAACAAAGACAACAAAAAUCACACAGUCAACGUAGGAAUAGCAGACACCAGCCGAAACAUCAUAGAAAACACCAGGAACGCAAACAUCAAUCAAAGAAUCACAGACAUCAUAAAAGAGAAUAUUCAUCUGAUUAUUCAUUAGAUUAUUCAUCAGACUAUUCAUCAGACUAUUCAUCAGACUAUUCACACGAAGAUCACGUAUAUCAUCCACCAGAACAAAACCAACUUUAUCCACCUCCACCACAACAAUAUCAAGUUUAUCCACCUCCACCAGAAAACUACCAAACAAAUCCUUACGAGGGUCUCAAGACUCCUGGUCCUACAAAUUAUUACAACCAACCAGCACCUUAUUACGCUCCUCCUCCAAUUCCACCUAAACAAUAUGACAAUGAAGAAAAAUAA
Messenger RNA from Trichomonas vaginalis G3, 1704 nucleotides. RefSeq names its product amelogenin-related protein family. Lineage: Eukaryota; Parabasalia; Trichomonadida; Trichomonadidae. The record is from RefSeq and is a predicted model, not a curated record. Bases 1 to 1704 code for a protein of 567 amino acids. The transcript has a single exon.